Papilio xuthus (Asian swallowtail) is the source of this 1231-nucleotide messenger RNA. RefSeq lists its product as uncharacterized. The record is from RefSeq and is a predicted model, not a curated record. Gene Ontology annotation, molecular function: serine-type endopeptidase activity. Bases 79 to 1215 code for a protein of 378 amino acids. The transcript has 11 exons. NCBI's taxonomy places the organism in Eukaryota, Metazoa, Arthropoda, Insecta, Lepidoptera, Papilionidae. Gene Ontology annotation, biological process: proteolysis.
ACGGCAAUUUAUUAUUUUAUUAGUUUUCAAAUAUUGUGUUAUGUUUACGCAAAUAAAAAUAAUGGUAUAAAUACUGGGAUGAAUAAUGGUACAUACUAUGUACAACAAUAUCCUCUACAACAACCAGAAGAACCACCACCUGAAGGUCAAGAACAGGAGAACCCUGCACCGGAAAAUCAGGAAGGAACCGAACACAAUCAGAACGAGGGGGCACAGAAUAUUGAAUCUAUUCAUAUACCAGACCAAGAAAAUAAUAAAAUUGUAGCAAUUCCUGACGACCAUUACACAUUCGUGGCGUUGAUAGAGAUAAUGUUUACGGAUGAGUGGAGGAGGAACUGCACGGGCGCAAUAAUACAUGAUUAUGUCGUUAUUAGUGCAGCACAUUGCUUUGAAUUGAAAAAGGUCGAAAGAAACGAAGCUACUAAGUUGCAACCUGAGCUGACAGGAUCGUUUGUCAUCAUUGGAUCUAAGAAUAUGUUCGAAUCUGGUUACGAACAGUAUUUACCAAUAGAAAGAGUAUUGAUACAUCCAGAUUACAGAGCCAUACAGGCGGACUUAGCGUUAGUUUACACUUUUGCUGGUAUGAUGUCAGAUAAACCAGGAAAUAUUAUACCGUUAGCGGAUGGAAAUGCUUUUACAUCUGUCCAUACGAAAAUUAGCGUGCUAAAUUGGAAUCAGUUUAUUAAAAACAAAGUGAAAAAGACCACAACAACUACGACUACAGAAAGUUUUUCCGAUAGCUGCUCCGAUUCUACUGAAGAUGAGGAGGGGUAUUAUUAUAAGAAAAUGAGGCAUUUACGUAUGACUGCAAGGAUUUUACUCUCUUCUGAAGAUGAAUCGUCCACGACGAAAAAUGAACAUAAGCACAGUUCAUUGAACAUGGACGAAUACAUUAUCUUUGAAGGGGAUGAAUGUAAAAGUAUUUUGGCGAAAGUUAAACGGACUAUCGAUGAAUACAAGACCAUAUGCUAUAUAAGGAAAAGACCAACGAAGGUACAGGGUCAUUCGGGAGCUAUAUCUAUACAUCGCAACCAUUUGGUAGCGAUUGCGGCGAGUGAGGUGACGAAUUCAACACACCAUGUCAUUAUUGGCAACAAGAUUAGCUGCUACUGUAACUGGAUUGCAGAAAAUCUACCGGGUGGUGGAAAUGAAUUAAAUUGUUGCGCAAGUUGCUGUGAGUCGGCAUCAGAUCCGAAGUUAGAUUUUUUUAAAUGAUAACAUAAAAUAUAUA